Arabidopsis lyrata subsp. lyrata is the source of this 1127-nucleotide messenger RNA. RefSeq names its product protein PLANT CADMIUM RESISTANCE 10. The transcript has 4 exons. NCBI's taxonomy places the organism in Eukaryota, Viridiplantae, Streptophyta, Magnoliopsida, Brassicales, Brassicaceae. The coding region runs from base 467 to 949 and encodes 160 amino acids. The record is from RefSeq and is a predicted model, not a curated record.
UGGAAAACUUUUUAGUUGGAAAGAAACAUUUACUAAUAAAUUAAAUUAUUGAUGCCUAAAUUUUAAAUGAUGUUUUGAGAUUAAUAAUUAACACUCCGAUUAUAGAUAGGCCUGGUCAAUUUACUCAACGUGGAAACUCCAUCUCUCUUUCAUCUAGAACAAUAAAAGUAAGCGAAUCUGAGUUCAUACUAAUCCAAUCUCUCUGUUGAGCUCAGAUGUGUUUCUUGGCGUUAAAUUUCAGGUUCUGAGGUAAAUAAAGUCUUUUUCUUGAAAUUGGUGGAUUCAAGAGAUUGACGACAAGUUUCAGAAUUAGGAUGCAAGAGAACAAGGGUCAUUACGUGCCACCAUCUUAUAUUCCAUUAACACAGUCAGAUGCUGAUACUGAAGUUGAGACCACUACUCCAAACCUGGAGAUUGCUGCUUCUGAAAGCACAAAAGACGAUCCGAGACCGUGGUCAUCUGGUAUAUGCGCGUGCUUCGACGAUAUACAGAGCUGUAUGCUACUCUCUGUCCUCCAAACCUUCUUCAUUUUACUUCAGGAACCAAUUUUGUUAAAGGUUUAGUAGGUUUGUUCUGUCCAUGUUAUAUCUUUGGCAAAAACGCAGAGCUUCUGGGGUCUGGAACAUUUGCAGGACCCUGCUUAACCCAUUGCAUUUCAUGGGCUUUGGUCAACACCAUUUGCUGCUUUGCAACUAAUGGCGCAUUGCUCGGUCUACCAGGAUGCUUUGUGUCAUGUUAUGCUUGUGGAUACCGCAAAUCAUUAAGAGCCAAGUACAAUUUACAGGAGGCUCCAUGUGGGGAUUUUGUAACACACUUCUUCUGUCACUUGUGUGCCAUUUGCCAAGAAUACAGAGAGAUUCGAGAACAUAGCAGCGGCUCAUAUCCUCCCGACAUGAAGCUGGCUAUCACCAAUGCCCCCUUGGCUCAAACCAUGGAAUCAGCUAACUGAUCACUUUUGUCUCAUUGAAUUUUCUUGUUUAUUUUGUAGAUGACAUUUUUCUUUUCAUCGACUUUUGCAAUGUAUUUGAGAAGUUUGAUGAGUAAAGUAACUUUCUAGGUAGUUUAUCAUAGAUAUAAAAAGAAUUUGUGAAUCUGCCACAACCACGAAGUAUUGCUCUUUUCGUGAA